Cuscuta campestris is the source of this 2356-nucleotide messenger RNA. The record is from the annotation of a GenBank genome assembly. NCBI's taxonomy places the organism in Eukaryota, Viridiplantae, Streptophyta, Magnoliopsida, Solanales, Convolvulaceae.
CACCAUUUGCUCGCCCAACUCCCAAAUGUCACAUCUUCUUGGAGGAAUCGCCGCCGCUCCAUUCAUCUUCAAGCCCAGGGCCGUCCCCGUCUCCGCUUCUGCAUCUUUCCGCAACCAAUCUUCAUCCCCGCAUGCUCUCGAUGCGACCUUCAUCAAGCGGGCCUCGGAGCUCGCCGACAAAUCCGCCGGAUUCACCGCCCCUCACCCCAAUUUUGGGUGCGUGAUCGCUGCCACCGUCGGCGGACGGGAAGCGGCUGAGACGGUGGGAGAGGGCUAUUUUUAUGCGGAGGGGACUGCGGCAGCCGAAGUGCAGGCUGUGGAGGCUGCAGGGGAGCGGUGUAGAGGCGCCACUGCUUACCUGAAUAUGGAACCCGGCGUCUCCUGCGGCGAUACCACCGCCGCAACUGCUCUUAUCCAGGCAGGAAUUGCAAGAGUUGUGAUUGGGAUUCGUCAUCCUUUGCAACAUCUUCGGGGAAAUGCAAUUCGUGCACUAAGAAGGGAAGGCCUGCAAGUAGAUGUGAUAGGGGAAAACCUACAUGGAAAAAAUUUAGAGGAAGCUCGUAAGUCUUGCCUUAUCGUCAAUGCGCCUUUGCUCUAUGGAGCUGCUUGCCAUGUUCCUUAUUCUGUUCUUAAAUAUGCAAUGACUCUUGAUGGAAAGAUUGCUACUAGUAGUGGACAUGCAUCUUGGAUUAGCAGCAUAAAGUCAAGAAGCCGAGUUUUUGAAUUGCGGGGACGAAGUGAUGCUGUCAUUGUUGGAGGAAAUACUGUUCGUAAAGAUAGUAUGCUUCCAUUUAGCCUUUCUCUUGCACUUCCACAGGAAUUCAAAAACAUAUCACUGCCCCUUCAGUGGGGAUGUUAAAGGUAUUCUAGUGCUGGUGCACCUAACACAACUUUGGUGUUUAGAUCCACGAUUGACCGCAAGACAUGGAGGUAGCCAUGUACCAAAUAGAAUUGUGAUGUCGCAAACUCUAAGUCUUCCUGAAGAAGCCAAUAUUUGGGAUGUUUCUGAAGCCCCAACUGUAGUUGUGACACAAAGAGGUGCUAGAAGGAGUUUUCAAAAAGUGCUGGCCUCUAAAGGCGUUGAAGUAGUAGAGUUUGACAUCCUAGAUCCACGAGAUGUUACAGAGUACUUCUAUGAUCGUGGUUACCUCUCAGUAUUGUGGGAAUGUGGAGGGACAUUGGCGGCUUCUGCAAUUUCAUCUGGAGUCAUACACAAGGUCCAUGCUUUUGUUGCACCAAAAAUUAUAGGUGGGAAGAAUGCACCAACUCCAGUUGGUGAUCUUGGGAUGGUAGAGAUGACCCAAGCUUUGGACUUGAUUGAUGUUUGCUAUGAACAGAUUGGACCUGACUUGCUCGUUAGUGGAUUUCUUCAUCCAGUUCCAGACCUCACUCCAGCUAUUCCAUCUUUAGAAGAAGCUUCUGAGAUUGAUCCUUCAAUUUCUCCUUAUGAGUCGAGUGUCAUAUUUUUUUAUAAAACAUGGGAGCAAUAUGGUUUCUUUUCAAACUUUUCUAGCCACCCAAUUCAAAUGCCCGAUGAAACUGGAAAUAGUGUCACGUGGUCUAGUGUGGAGCAUUAUUACCAGGCACAUAAAUUUACAGGGGUGGCUGAUCCUGUGGCUCAAAAGCAUAUUGAAGAUAUAAAAAAUGCAAAGAGCCCUGAGGAAGCUGCACGACUGGGAAGGAGGUUACAGAAGCAACGUCCUGACCUGGUAAGACUAGACUGGAAUUCCAUCAAGCUUGAUGUCAUGUACAAGGCCCUGAAAUGCAAGUUCACAACAUACCCACAUCUAACCUCUUUGCUGGUUGCGACAAAAGGAUCAGUUCUUGUAGAAUCUUCACCCCACGAUCUCUUUUGGGGAGGAGGCCGCGACGGAGAAGGCCUUAACUAUCUUGGCAGACUGCUGAUGAGGCUGAGAUCUGAGCUUUUAGACAACAGUCCAAUGUCACCUCAAAACUCAGUUGAUCAUCAUCAGCCACAUGCAUAAAAAAACUCUGAGAUGGAUCUUAUGCAGAAGAUCAAUCCCAUACAUAACUGUUGUCUGGCAUCACAAGCUGAUAUAGUGCAGAUUUGUCACAGCAGGGUGGACAAACAACAAGUAAGCAUAUUCUAAAAUGCAAAGCAUUCAUCAAGAAAGUGGGAGUGAUUUCCAAACCCUUUGUCUUGGAUCUUCAAUUCAAGUGAUCCAUGUGGUAUCUUGCCAUACUUAAACUACUUUCAAUUUAACAAUGAAACAACCCAAAAGUGGGUCUUAAAUGUAUAAAACAGCCAGUUCAUACUGAUUUAUACCCUUCAGUGGACGGGUUACUUUUUGGAUAAUGGAGAUAUGUAAUGUCACCAUAGUUUAUUUGACAUUGG